AUGUUUAGUUAUUUUAAAAAAGUAAAAGUUUCAAAAGACGAUUUGCUGCCAUCCAUCUAUGAUUAUGAAAUAAAAAAAUUAGAUGGUACAACAAUUUCAAUGUCUACUUUUAAAAAUAAAACUUUAAUUAUUUUUAAUUCAGCAUCUAAAUGUGGAUUAACAAAAAAUCACAUUAAUCAAUUUAAUAUAUUGCAUGAAAAAUUUAAUUCAAAAGGAUUAGAAAUAUUAGCAUUUCCAACUUAUCAAUUUUUAAAUCAAGAGUUUCAAGAUUCCAGUGACAUUUGUUCAUUUAAUGAAAGCAAUCAAAUAAAAUAUAAUAUGUAUGCUCCUAUUGAUGUUAAUGGAGAUAAAACACAUCCAUUAUUUAAAUUUUUGAAAGCGAAUUGUGAUUCAAUGCAUGAUGAAAACGGAACAUUAAAAAGUAUUGGAUGGAAUUUUGGAAAGUUUAUAGUUGACAAAAAUGGAAAUGUUGUUAAUUAUUUUUCACCUAAAACAAAUCCAUUAGAUUUAGAAAAUUAUAUUAGUGAAUUGUUAUAA
Messenger RNA from Plasmodium gallinaceum, 537 nucleotides. RefSeq lists its product as hypothetical. The record is from RefSeq and is a predicted model, not a curated record. The transcript is spliced from 3 exons. Gene Ontology annotation, biological process: response to oxidative stress. Gene Ontology annotation, molecular function: glutathione peroxidase activity. NCBI's taxonomy places the organism in Eukaryota, Apicomplexa, Aconoidasida, Haemosporida, Plasmodiidae. The coding region runs from base 1 to 537 and encodes 178 amino acids.